AUGCAGAGCCGCAUCGUCGUCUUCGCGGCGGCGACGCGAGCGUGUGUGACGCUACUGGCACUGUCAACUUCAGCAAUCGUAGUGCCCUAUGAUACUUCUUCGCAUCUGCAGGCGGGGGGGUCACCCUUCGCGCCUUUAAGCAACUGGGACGGCGUCUACUACUCACACAUCGCGCUGCAUGGCUACGACUUCGAGCACUUUCACGCUUUCUUUCCUCUCUAUCCGUUGUUGGCGCGAUUGCUCGCUGGUUUGAUGCCUCUAGAGACUUCAUCAGCCGUGAUGGUCAGCGGUUGGCUUGUCAGCAAUGCGAGCUUCGUGCUGGCGGCGCUGUUUCUCUAUCGCCUGGGCUGUGUUGUGCUACGGGACGAGCUCGUCGCUCGACGAGCAGCCUACCUCUUCUGCGUGGCGCCGUCCAGCAUCUUCAUGUCGGCUAUUUACUCGGAGAGUCUGAUGUGUCUACUGAGCUUUAGUGGCAUGUACUUCCUUGCCAAACACGCACAGCAGCCGAAGACCAGUCAAUCCUUCCUGGACCUGGUGCUCUGCGCUCUGCUGUUUGGUGCAGCAUCGGCAACACGAUCCAACGGCGUUUUGCUAUCAUUGUUCAUUGCGUGGUAUCGCGUGACAGUCUCGCCAUCCCCACGAGAGUUUUUCCGGUUCUUAGGCUUCUGGAUACGAACUGCGGUUCUCGGUAUCCUGGCAAUUGGACCUCAGAUCGUGUAUUUCGUCACCUCGAUGGUGCCAUACUGCCCGUCGCUAGUACAGCGUUUCGGUUGGGAAGUUUUCGGGACGGGUGAAAGGGAGGACCGUAGCUGGUGUGAGAACGCGGUGCCAAACUUGACUGCAAUGUACUCAUUCAUCCAGAGCAAGUACUGGAACGUUGGACUAUUCCGCUACUACGAGUGGAAGCAACUGCCAAACUUUAUCCUUGCUGCGCCGAUCUUUUUGCUGAGUUUCCAUGCACUUGACGGGUACUUUCGGCGUAGUGUCGUUCCGGGACAAUCCAUUGUGGUGUCAGAACCGCAAGGACGGGGCUGGAGGGGCACUGCUCUAACUCCGUAUUAUGUGCAUUGGUUGUUCUUAGUGGUGAACGCACUACUGGUCGUACACAUUCAGGUGACAACGAGAUUCUUGUGUGCGUGCCCUCCACUGUUUUGGCACCCUGCCAUGCUGAUGUGUGGCUCCAAAGUGAAAAGCAAAGCGCCUCCAGUUCUGACAAGUUACGGUAGACUCGUCGUGAGCUACUUCCUGCUCUUCACCGUGCUUGGAAGUGUUCUCUUCCCCUCGUUUUACCCGUGGACAUAA
This is a messenger RNA of Phytophthora infestans T30-4, 1302 nucleotides long. Its product is annotated as GPI mannosyltransferase, putative. Gene Ontology annotation, cellular component: mannosyltransferase complex; endoplasmic reticulum membrane. Gene Ontology annotation, molecular function: GPI mannosyltransferase activity; alpha-1,6-mannosyltransferase activity. The record is from RefSeq and is a predicted model, not a curated record. NCBI's taxonomy places the organism in Eukaryota, Oomycota, Peronosporomycetes, Peronosporales, Peronosporaceae. The transcript has 2 exons. The coding region runs from base 1 to 1302 and encodes 433 amino acids. Gene Ontology annotation, biological process: GPI anchor biosynthetic process.